AUGACGUUCGCGGUGAAGGACCUGUUCGAUGUGCAGGGGGAGCCAACGGGCAACGGGAACCCUACGUGGCUCGCCACGCACGAUGCUGCCGCGUCGACGGCGCCGGCGGUCGAGGCCUGUCUACGGGCAGGGGCGAAGAUGGCAGGCAAGACGCACAUGGACGAGCUCGCGUACUCUCUGAACGGCGAGAACGUCCACUACGGCACGCCUGUCAACCCGGCCGCCCCCGGCCGCGUGCCCGGGGGGUCGUCCUCCGGAUCGGCCGCCGUGACGGCCACGGGCGACGUCACCUUCGCGCUCGGGAGCGACACCGCGGGCUCCGUGCGCAUCCCGGCGAGCUACUGCGGUAUCUGGGGCUUCCGCCCCACGUGGGGCCGGGCGUCGCUCGAGUGCGCGCGGCCGCUCGCGCAGUCCUUCGACACGUGCGGGUGGUUCGCGAGGGACGCUGCGACGCUCGCGGCCGUCGGCGGCGUCCUCCUCCCCACGGGGUCGCCCGGCAGGAGACCUGCGAGCCUGGCGCGGUGGUUGGUGGCGCGCGACGCGUUCGGGGGGCUGUGCACGCAGGAGACCGCGCAGGCGAUCUAUGACGGACUGCAGGGAGACGUUGGAAGGGGCGUGAGGGAGGUGCUGGGGGACCCACAGGAGGUGGACCUGGCGUCAGGGGGGGGUCUCGGGGGGCCUUCGGAGUGGUUUGACGUCUUCCGGGUGCUGCAGGCCGCCGAGGUGUGGGCGAACCACGGGGAGUGGAUCGCGUCCGCGAAGCCGUCGUUCGGGCCGGGCGUCCGCGAGCGGUUCGAGAUGGCGUCCAAGAUCACCGCGGAGGACGUGGCAGGUGCAAAGGCCAAGAGGGAGCAAAUCGUCGCUCACGUGGAUGCUCUGAUUGGCGCCGACGGCGUCCUGGCGCUACCUACUGCGCCAGGACCUGCGCCGAAGAUUGGCCUGCCGGCCGCGGAGCUGGAGGUGUUCCGAGCCAGGGCCCUGGCUCUGACGUGCACUGCAGGCAUCGCGGGUCUGCCGCAAGUGAGCAUCCCGCUAGCCAAGGUCGACGGCCUGCCCGUCGGUAUGAGCCUGAUCGGGCCGCGAGGGUCCGACGAAGACCUCCUCGCACUCUGCAGUCGGCUGUUCUCGGACGCCAGCACAUAG
Pedinophyceae sp. YPF-701 is the source of this 1143-nucleotide messenger RNA. Lineage: Eukaryota; Viridiplantae; Chlorophyta; Pedinophyceae. The record is from the annotation of a GenBank genome assembly.